Molecule: messenger RNA, 1327 nt
Organism: Peromyscus maniculatus bairdii (prairie deer mouse)
Lineage: Eukaryota; Metazoa; Chordata; Mammalia; Rodentia; Cricetidae
Gene: Prr23b
Product: proline rich 23B
Source: RefSeq, a predicted model, not a curated record
AUGAUGCACGUGCGGCCCCGCAGCCCCAGCGUCGACCCCGAGCCCUGCUGGCCACCUCAGCCACAAGGACCCAGCCCGGCCAAGCGCCGCCGCCUCCACGAGCCCGCCCGCCACGAGCCCCUGGCGCCGCCAGACAUGGAAGCGCCCGCCGGACCCGCCAGCGACGCGCUCACCUCCGUGGUGUUCCUGGCCGCCGGCUGCGCCAUGCAACUGCAGCUGGAAGACGUCGACCUGCUGCUGGAGCCCGAGCCCACCUCGGUCCUGCAAGUGUCGCUCCCUGGACACACCUUAAUCCUCGUCCCCGAGGGCCUCCACGCCUCCGUCCAUCUUGGACAGCCUGGGUUCUUGUCCGCCAGCCCGCAGGGGGCCACUCUCCUCGACGUGUUCCAGGACCAGCAGGGAUCCUUCGGUGCGUCUGUAUCAGACAUCUUUGGUUUGGAAGACGCCUAUGACCAGGAAGAAGAUCCUGAACCAGGCUUCCUGUCACCCUCGAUGGAUGCUUCAGCUAGUCAGGCCGCUGGGCUUCAUCUCUCCUCCACAAGAGUGUACAGUCCUUGGCCUCAGGACGCAGUAGCAGAGCCAUGGCCUCUGGUGCUUUCCACUAGGGCCAAGAGAUAUUCUCCGAGGUCCGUCUGGGACCUGGGCAGCUACCUGCUGAGACCCUUCCCCAGCUCACCACUUCAGCCUCUGCCUCCAUCUCCUCCUCCAAGUCCUCAAGAGCAGCACCUUCCAUGCCCUCCACGGCCCCUGUGCAAGGCCCGGAGGCGACUGUUCUGUGAAUGAACUACCCCCCAACCCCCACACAAAUCCUUGAAGCCCUGCAAGUGAAAGGCUUCCCAAAGCCAUUGUGAGUGCCUUUGCAAAGUCUACAAGGUUACAAGGACACUCUUGUUUUUGAAAUGGGCAGAAUGCAGAAUAUUGGACUGGUCUGGAGGAAAGAUCAUCGCCACCAGAACACAUGCUGUUUGAAAAAUCACCUACUUUUGGUCCUUUAAUUGACUGCUUAUGCUCUUUUCUAUACAGAAGUCAUCCUCAGGAAAUUGCGUACCCCAAGUGAUGCCUCAAACUUCAACUCCAACACGUUUCCUUAAAACUCCACCCUACCAUGCACCCCUUCUGGGAUUAAUUAGCUAUUAGCUAUUAAUAAUAUGAUGGGGGUGGUAGAGUUUGGCCCUAAUCUCUCCUACUUUGUGCCUAUCCGUUUACCAUGCAGCUUUUCCUCAUUAGGGCUCGAACUGCCUGGAGGUGACUCUACUAGAUAGUUUGACUACACAGAUGUUGUUUUUUAUAAAGUGUUGUCUUUUUUCUUUUAACACUUAAGUGAGGA